AUGGGUGCUAGCACAAACACUGCUGAUGUUGUCUUCGGCAUGCCUGUGUCUGGACGAACUGCACCAGUUAUAGGAAUUGACUCGAUGGCCGGGCCAACUCUGGCAACGGUCCCAACGAUUGAGAUGAUGCCUUUUGAGCAGACUGGUCUGCGUCGCAUUGCCAAAAAUGGACCAGGUUGUGAACAGGCGUGUGCAUUCCAGACAUUAGUGUUGAUACAACCGGAUCUGAAAAGUCUAGAAGACGAUUCCUUGGGCAAGUGGACUGGAAUUAGAGAUCGGGAAAGCACUUACGCGCUGAUGCUAGAGAUCGAAAUGGGAACCAAUGGAUUCACAACAACGGCAAGCUUUGACUCGAGAGCAAUCAAGCCCUGGAUUGUACGGCUGCUGCUUGAAAGAUUGGAGCAUGUAUCUGAGCAGCUCUGGCGCGCUGAUUCAGAAGCCCUGCUGAGCGACGUUGAGACAAUGACCAAACACGAC
Molecule: messenger RNA, 477 nt
Organism: Trichoderma harzianum CBS 226.95
Lineage: Eukaryota; Fungi; Ascomycota; Sordariomycetes; Hypocreales; Hypocreaceae
Exons: 2
Biological process (GO): secondary metabolite biosynthetic process; amino acid activation for nonribosomal peptide biosynthetic process
Cellular component (GO): cytoplasm
Molecular function (GO): phosphopantetheine binding
Source: RefSeq, a predicted model, not a curated record